CCAGGUCAUGAUCAGGAAGGGAGCAUAGAGUGACACAACCAUCACAGCAGAGGCGGCGGCGGUGUGGUUGGUGCUGGCGGAGGGUGUGUGAGCAGUGACGGCGUGUUCAUGUCAGUCGGGAGGUGUGUCCUCCCCCAGCCAGUGCUAGGCGUUCUCUCCUGCUCCCUCACCCCGGUACAGGGCACCGAACCGGGCUGUGUUUCUCCUCUCCAUGCUGCACACCAUGUGGCCCCGGUGGGCUCUCCUGAGAGGCUUCUCCAGGGGGUCUCUCCGGCGACUCUACCACGGAGACAAAGUGGGCACAAUCGGAUCCAGGCCCGACACUGGCUCCCCGGCUUACCAGGAAAGCUAUGAGCGGAUGAAAGCACUAGUAACAGAACUGAAGGAAAAAGCAGAAAAUAUACGUCUUGGAGGAGGAGAAAAAGCCCGAACACUCCACACCUCAAGAGGAAAACUGUUACCAAGAGAGCGAAUUGACAGACUUAUAGAUCCUGGAUCUCCUUUCCUAGAAUUCUCUCAGUUUGCCGGUUACCAGUUGUAUGGUAAUGAAGACGUUCCCGCUGGAGGUGUUAUUACUGGCAUUGGUCGUAUAUCUGGGAUAGAAUGCCUGAUUGUAGCCAAUGAUGCAACUGUGAAAGGCGGCACCUACUACCCGAUCACUGUAAAGAAGCACCUUCGGGCGCAGGAAAUUGCAAUGCAGAACCACCUGCCUUGUGUUUACUUGGUGGACUCGGGUGGAGCAAACCUUCCUCGUCAGGCAGAAGUAUUUCCAGACCGGGAUCAUUUUGGUCGUAUAUUUUACAACCAGGCAAAGAUGUCAUCACAGGGUAUCUCUCAGAUUGCUGUGGUGAUGGGAUCUUGUACAGCCGGAGGAGCAUAUGUACCAGCCAUGGCUGAUGAAAGUAUCAUUGUUCAAAAGCAGGGAACUAUUUUCUUAGGAGGACCUCCAUUAGUAAAAGCAGCUACUGGGGAACAAGUGUCGGCUGAGGAUUUAGGAGGGGCUGAUCUGCACUGCAGAAAGUCUGGUGUCACCGAUCACUUUGCGUUAGAUGACAACCACGCCCUGCACCUGGCACGCAAAUCAGUGAGAAGCUUGAACUAUAAAAAGACGCUAAAUGUAACUAUAGAAACUCCAGAAGAUCCACUUUUUCCAGCAGAUGAACUUUAUGGAGUUGUUGGUGACAAUUUAAAAAAGAAUUUUGAUGUCCGAGAGGUUAUUGCCAGGGUUGUGGAUGGAAGCAAAUUUGAUGAGUUCAAGGCACUUUAUGGAGAUACGUUAGUAACAGGUUUUGCCAGAAUAUUUGGCUAUCCAGUUGGUAUUAUUGGAAAUAAUGGUGUCCUUUUCUCAGAGUCUGCAAAAAAGGGCACGCAUUUCAUUCAGUUGUGCUGUCAAAGAAACAUUCCCCUCCUCUUCUUGCAGAAUAUUACAGGUUUUAUGGUUGGCCGUGAUUAUGAAGCAGGGGGAAUAGCAAAGGAUGGCGCCAAAAUGGUGACAGCUGUUGCAUGCGCCAGUGUUCCAAAAAUUACAGUAAUUGUUGGAGGUUCUUACGGGGCCGGGAACUAUGGAAUGUGUGGCAGAGCUUACAGCCCGAGGUUUCUUUAUAUGUGGCCAAAUGCUCGUAUAUCUGUGAUGGGCGGGGAACAAGCCGCUACCGUAUUAGCCACAAUCGCUAAAGAUCAGAAAACCAGAGAAGGGAAGUCAUUUUCAGAGAAAGAAGAAGCUGCGCUGAAAGAGCCAAUAAUUAAACGAUUUGAGGAGGAAGGCAAUCCGUACUACUCAAGUGCAAGGUUGUGGGAUGACGGUAUCAUUGAUCCAGCUGACACUAGACUGGUUCUAGGACUGAGUCUCAGUGCAGCUCUCAAUGCGCCAACGCAGAAAACUCAGUUUGGAGUUUUUAGAAUGUAAAUCACUCCGGAAUCAUUGUUCACUAACUUGAUGUUUCUAAUAUAUUCUCAUCCUGUACAAUAAAAUGCUUUUUUUUUGUU
Messenger RNA from Pseudophryne corroboree (corroboree frog), 1986 nucleotides. It is a transcript of the gene MCCC2, whose product is annotated as methylcrotonyl-CoA carboxylase subunit 2. Bases 212 to 1906 code for a protein of 564 amino acids. The record is from RefSeq and is a predicted model, not a curated record. Gene Ontology annotation, biological process: L-leucine catabolic process. The transcript has 17 exons. Gene Ontology annotation, cellular component: methylcrotonoyl-CoA carboxylase complex; mitochondrion. NCBI's taxonomy places the organism in Eukaryota, Metazoa, Chordata, Amphibia, Anura, Myobatrachidae. Gene Ontology annotation, molecular function: methylcrotonoyl-CoA carboxylase activity.